AUGUGGAUGGUUUAAAUAACUCCAUUCUGCAUCCUGGUGAUUCUGUGGUUCAAGUUCAGAAACUGAUUCAAACUCCUAUGAUGUGAAUUGGAAGAAGAGCAGUGAUUCGGAAUGUUGGGUUUGAAAGCUCAGGGAAGAAGCAGCAGGGAGGAAAAAGUAACACAGUGUGCCUGAAGAUGACAACGAAGCGGAACUUGUUUGUGCGGCUGGUGCCAUGCCGCUGUCUGCGUGGAGAGGAAGAAACAGUCACUACACUAGAUUAUUCUCACUGCAGCCUGGAACAGGUGCCUAAGGAGAUUUUCACUUUUGAAAAGACCUUGGAGGAACUUUAUUUAGAUGCUAAUCAGAUUGAAGAGCUUCCAAAGCAACUUUUUAACUGUCAGUCUCUGCACAAGCUGAGUUUGCCAGACAAUGAUCUAACCACAUUGCCAGCAUCCAUCGCAAAUCUCAUUAAUCUCAGGGAACUGGAUGUCAGCAAGAAUGGCAUACAGGAGUUUCCAGAAAAUAUAAAGAAUUGUAAAGUCUUGACAGUUGUUGAAGCCAGCGUAAAUCCAAUUUCCAAGCUUCCCGAUGGAUUUUCCCAACUGUUAAACCUAACACAGCUAUACCUGAAUGAUGCUUUUCUUGAGUUUUUGCCAGCCAACUUUGGCAGAUUAACUAAACUACAGAUAUUGGAACUUAGAGAAAACCAGUUAAAAUUAUUGCCAAAAACCAUGUCCAGACUGACUCAGCUGGAGAGACUGGAUUUAGGAAGUAAUGAAUUCACAGAAGUGCCUGAAGUACUUGAACAACUGAGUGGGUUAAAGGAAUUCUGGAUGGAUGGUAAUAGACUAACACUUAUCCCAGGGUUCAUAGGUACUUUGAAACAGCUGACCUACUUGGAUGUUUCUAAAAACAACAUAGAAGUAGUUGAAGAAGGUAUUUCAGGUUGUGAAAGUCUACAAGACCUACUCUUAUCCAGCAACUCACUUCAGCAACUGCCAGAGUCCAUUG
Molecule: messenger RNA, 993 nt
Organism: Tinamus guttatus (white-throated tinamou)
Lineage: Eukaryota; Metazoa; Chordata; Aves; Tinamiformes; Tinamidae
Source: RefSeq, a predicted model, not a curated record